Molecule: messenger RNA, 1023 nt
Organism: Acyrthosiphon pisum (pea aphid)
Lineage: Eukaryota; Metazoa; Arthropoda; Insecta; Hemiptera; Aphididae
Exons: 5
Coding region: 1-1023 (340 amino acids)
Source: RefSeq, a predicted model, not a curated record
AUGGUCAAGUCUCUCCGCUUAUGUUGGAACCCAGUACUUGACGAGUUCAGGCUCAAUGUCAUACCAACUCCAGCACGAUCAAAAUCGACCAAAAGAACACUUCUAUCCGAUUUGAACAAGGUGUUUGACCCCAUAGACAUUCAUGAUCGGUGGAUGUCAUUCCAUAAGGAUUUAGAGAAACUGCAAAAUGUAUCCAUCCCAAGAAAGGUUCUACCCAAACCAAAUGAAUUCCAAAUACACGGAUUCUGUGAUGCAUCGCAAGAAGCCUAUGGGGCUUGCAUAUAUAUACGAUCGCGCUGUUCCGAAAAUACGUGGCAGGUUCGACUGCUGUAUGCUAGGAGUAGUGUAGCGCCAACAAAUGGUUCAACAAUUCCUCAUGUUGAACUGAAUGGUGCCUUGGUAUUAGCACAAUUACUCCAAAAGCUAGCGGAUGCUUGGGAAAUUGAUCGUCAUAAGUGUAAUUUGUGGACAGACUCCACUAGCUUACAAAUGCAUCAAUGGAAUUAUGUAAGAACAGAUAAGAACCCUGCUGAUAUGAUAUCUCGAGGUACUAAUGUAACGGAGAUAAGUGCUUCUAAUCUUUGGUGGAAUGGACCUGAUUGGAAGAAGAAAUACCUGAUACAAUUUGCAUUAGUCGGAGUUCAAUCUAAUCAAGAGUUGGUUCAACAUUACUCCUCCUGGUCACGGCUGCAGAGAGCAACAGCUUGGUUAAAAAGACUUGUAGAAUAUUUGAGAACAAGAAGGGUACCAAGUGAAGUUCAUUUGUCUGUAAGAGAACUGCAAGCGGCCGGAGUAUGUAUACUGAAACAAGUCCAAGCCGAAUGUUUCCUUGAUGAGUUGCGAUCUCUGGAAUCUCAAAGGGCGUUGAACCUAAAAAGUAAACUGAAGUCCCUAUGUCUAUUUAUAAAGGACGGACUAAUCUUGGUUGGUGGACGUUUGAACAAUUCUGGUGUUUUACCACAAGUUAUACCUCCACCAACAGAUUUGGACAAAGUUUUCAGAAUGAUAGAUGAAAUAAUGUAA